AAACUCAUGUGCGUUUCUUAAAAUGACGUUUAUACCCCCUAAUAAUUAUGUAUUCACUCUAUCGAAUUUGACAGAAAGAUCUCGUUAAUUUGAAUUCUAAGGGUAAAACCGUCAAAGUGUGUGUCUCUUUUUCCGAGGUAGCAAUAGACAAAUUGAGGAGACCGAUAACUCAAGCAAACUCAGAUUCUUGAGAGCGAUUUAACGAAGAAGGCUAAAGAAGACCCAAGAGUACCAAGACAAAGGGCUGAUUAAUGCUUUUCUAGGCAUAUCAUGGACUCACUUUGUUCUCCGAGUCGAAUCGUUCUAGUCACUUUCUUCCUCCUCUGCUUCUUCGCCGGAGCUUUAUCGGCGACAAGACCUGGUUUCGUCUACACCAGACACAGAGGACGAUGCACGCCGCAGUAUUGGAGCAGCCAGAGGGAAGCAUGGCCGAGGAUGGUACCGGAGAGAUCAACGGUAGAGAAGAUAUUCGGAGUGAUGGUAGCAAAAGAACGGUGGAGAUCUGAUCUAACGCUAGUGGAAUCAACGGCUAGGAAUGACGAAGAAGGUAACGCGUACGGUGCGUUGCUGAAACAGGGGAUCGCAGCUCUUGUCAAUUCUUACGCCAGAAGAAGUUUCUCUUAUGCACCAUGGGAAGUGAAGACGAUGCUGAUUCAAGCCAUGGUUUCGGAGCCGGCUGCUCGCCGGCAAGCCGAAAAGUUCGCCGUCGCUAACGUGGCUUGUGACUAAAAAAACACUGAGAAUCUAGUUACUUUUGUCGUCUUUAGGUUUGAAUUUAAGCUUUUUGUCGUGUACCCAAGUUUGCUACUAGAUGAUGGGCCUACGUUUUUACAAAAGCUAAGAGGCCCAAAUUAAACAGAGACCAUGAGUGUUUUGUAGUGUUUGGAAACGACUCUUCUUAUAUACUCUCGUGUUUGUUUAUUAACCCGAUUAGGGAUAUGUA
Messenger RNA from Arabidopsis lyrata subsp. lyrata, 943 nucleotides. RefSeq lists its product as uncharacterized. The record is from RefSeq and is a predicted model, not a curated record. The transcript is spliced from 2 exons. Lineage: Eukaryota; Viridiplantae; Streptophyta; Magnoliopsida; Brassicales; Brassicaceae. Bases 271 to 729 code for a protein of 152 amino acids.